UGAACAUUCUUUUUUUCGUGCACCCUCCUUUUUAUUACUAGUGAAUUCAAUAAAAGAUAUAUUUUUUUCACCAUUCAUUAUUGUAAUUCUUAUUUGUUCGAUAUACAUACAAAAAUGGGCAUUCUUCAAAAGGACAAACGCGGUACGAAGGGAACAAAAUCCCCGAUCCCGGUGCCCAGCAGCUGGCUCGAUCGGAUCAACCAAGCGGGCUUCCUCGAUACCACGGCGACGAGCAACAGCAAGGAGAAGAUCUUGACGCACAAGCUGUACGACCAGAUGCUCGGUCUUGCGACCGCCGCCUCCAACGACAAAAUCAACAACACAGUGACGUGGCUGGAGCAGAGCAAGCUCUUAAAGAGCGUCGAACAGACGCUGGCCAAGCUCACCCAACAGCCUGCGCUAUCUGCAGAGACACUAGGGCUUCUGCGCACAGCGGCGGUGCCCAUGUUUGUAGAGUGUUUCUUCUUGCCCAACGACGUGGUUGUGCGGCGCCAGAGCAUCCAGACCAUCAAGUCGCUGAGCCUGCUGGACAAGGCGGCAGUGGACGCGGCACUGCAGGCCAACAUGCUUGCGUUCUUGGGCACGCAGGGGUACCACCGCGAGGUGCAGGCUUUAGAGAUGGUCAGCCGCGAGGUUUCGACCGACAUCUAUGCGUGGCAGACUGUGGGGCAGCGCGCGCAGGCCAUUGAGUUGCUCGCCAGCAUUCCGGAGGGCCUCUCUGUUGUCAGGCAGUUUGUCACCGAUGUGCUAGUGUUUUCCGCCAACGCGCUGGAUGCCGGCAUGCCUCUGCUGCACAACCCGAAGCAGGGCGUUGGGUCGGUCGAGAUCGUGGCGCUGCGCGAUGACUGCACACAGGUUGUGCGGCUUGUCUUCCUGUGCCUGUCCAAGCUCGCCGCCAACAGCCGGGGCCUGCAGGCGGCGAUUGUCGAGUCGAUGCACGAGCCGCUGCCCGGAUACGUGGAGAAGACGCUGGGCCGUGUGUAUCGGCUGUGCUGGGACAUCAUUGGCUGCGACGGUGCGGCGCUGAACUCGCGCCAGGUUGCAGCCAUGGUGCUGGUGCAUCUGAUCGAGGGCUCGGGGCUGCCGCCUGCUGAUCGCGCCGCAGCACUGGCUUGCCGGGCACUGGACAUUAACGUUGUCGCCAGCAGCGGCAGCGGCAGCGGCAGCCAGGGCGCCGGCUACCUGCCAGAGGUUGAGGAUUCGGCGGGCAGGCAGCGAUGCAUGGACGACGCAGUGGCGAUGGUCUGCGUUGCACGGGCGAUCGUGUCGCUGGCACCUUACGAGACGACGCUGGCGGCACUGGACAUUAUGCCGUCGCCCAAGAGCCCUGGCGCGAGCAGCAACGUGCACGAGGCGGUGUUCACACACAUUGCGUCGGUGUGUGGCCGCUCGCAGCUGGCGCCCGGCGUCAAGGUCGUCGUGUUCGAGUCGAUGGCGACGUGGCUACAGGAGACAGCGCGGCUGCUCGCCCGGUGCCUCGGAGAUGGCAGUGAGCUCGCGCACACGGCGUUUGGCCUGGGCCAGCGAGUGCUGGUGCUGCAGCGGGAGCGUAUUAUGGGCUACUUGUGGAGCUACUGGGACGACCCGUUGGAUGCCGUUCAGAUCAAGGUCAAGGCCAUCUUUGAGGCGUUCUUGGACAUUGGCUCGGCGAUGAACCGCGCAAUCGCAGCCGAGCCUGGCGAGCAGCAGGGCGGCGAGUUUUUGGGUGAUGUGCUGGACCUAGUGCUGACGAUGGACUGGAGCCGCAGGGUCAAAUACUCGCUGCUGGCCACGCUGUGCACGCGCAUCGACCUCCUCGACCUGUUCUGCCGGCAGCCGGAUAUCCUUGACAGCUGCCUGGAGACGCUCGCGCAGGUGUCCAUGGCGCCACGCGCGGCCACCCUGCUUGGGGCGAUGCUGGACCGCUCGGCCAGCGACAUCAAGGGCGCCAGCGGCGCCGACGCCGCCCAGCUGGAGGACACGUAUAUCGCGCUGUGGGCUGCGCCCAUUGUUGACGCGCUGUGCAAGGACGACGACACCAGCCGCCGCAUGCUGGCGCAGUACCUCAUCCCGAACCUCCUCGCGGCCAUGCCACGCAUCAUCACGCCUCUCUUGCGCGCGCUGCCCGCGUACCGCCGGCCCUCAACGAGCCUAGCCGAGGGCGGCGGCGCCGCGGCGCAGAGCCGCGUGCUUUUAGCCGCGCAGCAGCACUCGGACGACGCCAGUCGCCAGCACGCGCUGAUCAUUGUGCUGAAGGCUGCGCGCGCCCAGGACCUCCUGACGAUUGACGAGGUCGCGGCGAUGGACAGCACACUGCUCGAGAUGCUCGGCCGCGCCGUGCACCACCCCGACUUCGCCGUGCGCGCCGACAUGCUGGGGCUGCUGUGCGAGGCGCGCAAGCUGUCGACGCCGCUGCACGAGAUCGAGUACGACCUGCUGUUCAAGCUGCUGCGCGUCUCGGCCAACGCGCCGUCGGCUGAUUUCCGCCAGCAGCAGCACGGCGCGCUGACGGCGCUGGCCUCGAGGCUGGUCACUGUGGCCACGCACGCCGAGCGCAUCGUUGCCACAGGCCGCCCGCCAGUGCCGUCGCAGAAGGUCAGGCACCGCGAGAAGGCCAAGCGCGAGGCCGCCAUGGCGCAGGGACUGCGCGAGGGCAAGACCGAGGCCGAGGUGCUGAGGGAACUGGGCGUUCUGCCGCGGGACGAGAUGGUUGCGCAGUCGCGUGUCGUGCUGGCGCGUGUCGAGCGCGCCGUCAACGAUUGGAUGGACCUGGCCGUGCGCGGCUGCCUGUACCCGGGCGCCGGCUUCUCCAAGGUGGCGAUGGGCCUGCGCUGGCUGGACAUCCUGGUUGGCUUCUUUACACCAGGCCGCCCGGCACAGGCGCCUGAAAGCCCCGAGGUGCCGUUCCGCGUGGCGGGACUGGCCGCACCCGAUUUUGCCGCCAUUCUGACGUCCUCUGCGGUCUGCAGUGGCACUGUGAGCGCCGAGGAGGUCGUCGCUCUGCUGACGCAGGUGCUGGUCGACGACGCGUUUGACGUCAACCGUGCGUCCGCCUUUGCGCUGCUGAUGGCCUGGCCGCUCGGCGCCGACGACAGUGACAGGGCGGCGCAGAGGUGGGCCGAGGGCCUGCUGCAGCGCGCGCUAAGGCUGGUCGGCAGCACACGCGCCGGCGAGAGCGAGAGCGGUGCGCUGCUCGUGCGCUGGGUGUUCUGCAAGUUUGUUGUUCUGCAGGGCAUGCGCCUCGAGAUCCCCGGCGCUAGCCGAGGCGAGAGCAUGGCUGAUGGCCCGGCUGACCUGGCAUUUGCCACGGCGCUGCUGGACCUGAUCCGCCAGGGCCAGGCCGCCGCCGCCUGCAACCUGCUUGACGCCGCGCAGCGCUUCCCCCUGCACGGCCUGCUGACGGCCGCGCAGUACGUUGCCGGUGAGAUCGAUUACCGCGCGCCGUCAGUGCAGCGGCACGCGGCGCAGUGGCGCCAGUGGCUGAGCGACCUGUCCAAGACUGCCAUUGAUGUGUGCAACGUUGUGCUGAGCGUGCUUACCAGCGCGUCGCCCGAGGGCAAUGUGCCGGCGUCGUUCCGUGAGAUGGAGGACAAGAUCGACGCAAUCAUCAAGUCGUCGGAUGCGACAGACGAUCCUAAACCCGAGCUGCUCAGCGGUGAUGUCGAGCUCGACGGGCCUGUAGGCCCGCGCCAGCAGGUCAUUUUGUCCUACUGCUGGCGUGCUGUCAAGGAGGUGUCGGGCCUGCUUUCGGUCAUUGCCACUGCACCCCCGGGCACUGACGAGACGGCCUCCAAGACCAACGCCGAUGAUGCCGAGCCUCUGGUCAGCGAGUCGACAGUCGACGAGAUCGGCGGCCUGCUGCGCACGCUGCUGACGUCCAUCCGCCACCGCGGCGCCUUCUCUGCCGUGCACCCAGCGUUCACCACCGUGUGCGCGCGCAUGUUCAAGUCACCCAGCGCCGCUCUCAAUCACCGGGUGGCCGCCUGGCUCGAGCAGUGCCUGGACAUUGCAACCAUCUGCCAGGUGUCCGUGACGCGCCGCAGCGCUGGCUGGCCGUUGUGCCUAUUGUCGAUUCUCACGUGCGACAAGAAUGCCACGCAGGCACUGCUGCCGCGCGCCAUCGAUCGCAUCUUUGUUCUGGCCGCCGACCUGCAGAUCGAGUCUGAUGGGCCGAGCCAGGACACCACUACCGCCGCUGACAGCACCACUGAUCUGCCGCAGGUGCAUGCCAUCAACAUGCUGCGGGUGCUUCUGGACGACCACACGCUGGCCGCCGACAUUGUGCCGUACGUCGAGCACGCCUACGUGUUGGCACUGACUGGGCUGCGCUCGCGCCGGUGGGCCAUCCGCAACGUGUGCAGCCUUCUGUACGCUGCGCUGACGCGCCGUGUGUUUGGAAACAACGCGUCUCGCGAGGAGUCGCGGUACGAUGGCAUUACUGGUCGCGAGCUUUUCACGCGCUUCCCGGGCCUGCACCCUUUCCUCACAAACCAACUUGAGGACAGCGUUGACCGCUUGGCCGAAAUCGCCAUGUGCGACGAAUCUCUGGCAGCCGCCAAGCUUGACUCUGACACUUGCUCGCCCAUGUCGAGGCAGACAGGCUCUGGCGAUGCUGAUGCUGUGACCACUGUGCUGCGCAGCGGCGCGCGCUUUAUCCACCCGGCGCUGUACCCGUGCCUGAUUCUGCUCGCCCGCCUGCAGCCGUCGCCCAUGGACACAAUGUCUCAGCAGCAGCCGACCUCUUCUGGUGCACCGGCUGCAUCAGGCACGCGCUCGCGCGUGCACUCGAUCGCAGCCGAGUCUGCCGGCGUUAUCGCCAUCUCGCCGCACACCGAAUCAGCGACCAGCGCCGUUGCACCACCGAUGAACCUGGAGGAAGAGCCGCUGACCAAGCUCAACGAGCGCAACUCAACUGUGCAUGUAACGUCGGCCUCGACCAUGCUCAGCAUGUACUCGUUCACUGAACUGGUUGAGCUGUGCGUUGACAGCCCCGUCUACAAGACCCGCGAGAUGGCGUCGCGCGCCUUUGCACCCCUGAUCCCCAGCGAGCGCGCGCCCUCCGUCGUCGUGUCGCUGCUGCGCGGCCUGCGUGAGUCUGGCGACACCAUCACAGCGAACAGCUUCCACGGCACGCUGUGCCAAGUGCACGAGCUCCUGCGCGUGCAUUGGCGACUGGGCGGCAGCAGCGGCUCGGAGAGCCUGUGUCGCAGCUUUGUUGCGCAUGUAUUCCCUGCGCUGUCCGCCCUGUGGCCGACCAUUGUGCACCCCCUGGCAGGCAGAAGCGGUGACGGCAGCAGCAGCAGCAGCAGUGGCAACAGCUUGGACCGCAAGCCGGAUGGCUCCAGCGAUGCUGGGGCAGCGCCUGCAUUAUACCAACUGCCGGACAUCGUGCGGCACAAGUACCUGACCAUUAUCAACGAGUACGUGGCUCGUGGCGAGCAGUGGAUCCUACAGGGCAUCAGCGACGUCAAGUUCAUCAAGACCACCCGCCUGCUGCUGUCGCGCUUCCGCAUUUCGGUGCUGUACGGCUCGCUGCACCCCCUCUUCUCGAGCGCCGAGCUGCUGAGCCUGCAGCUGGGCGACCAGCAGACGCCUAGUGCUUACGGCACGGUGCUCGAGCUGGCGCGCCUUUUCCUUGCUUGUGUUGACGACGGCACGACGGCCGUUAUGCGCCAGGACGGCAGCGUGCAGCUGGAGAUUGAGGGUGAGCUUGUUGACGAGCAUGGCACCAUGAUGCCUCCGGGCGGAAAUGAGGUCCUUUACAACCCAGGCCCGGCGAUCCGCAACAUCCUCGAGUGCAACGCCUUCUACGAGUGCAAGCUGCUGGUCCUCGGGUGGCUGACUGAGCACGUGCGGUGCGAGUGCAUGGAUGUAUUCAGCCGCAUCGGCAUUGACCAUCUGCUGCCCUGCCUUGUUGUCGACACUGCCGCGCAAACGGACAGCGAGGGACGUAUUCCCUCUACCGAUCCUCUGGUGCGCGCGGCGGCUACGCGGCUACUGGCACUGCUGUGCACCAAGCUAGACAUUGAUCCGCAGACGUUCCCGGUGCCCGACCUUCAGGCCUACUGGGACGCCCUGGUUGCGCAGAUGGCUGCCCGCCACUGCCCGCUGUCUGUCUCCAUGGCCAUCGUCAAGCUGCAGGCCGCGCUGCUUCAUAUGCUGCGGAACAGCGUAGGCCACACAGUGACGACCAUCACCGCGGAAAGCGUGAGCCAGCGGUCGCUUGCGUGGGCCCAGCACAUGUAUCUUUGGACCGACCCCGAGCGUGCCUCCCCUUACCGCCAGGCGGUGAGCCGGGCGCUGGUCACAUACAGCACGAUCAAGCGGUACAAUGAGGCCGGGCCACAGUCGGUGGCCACUCUGCCGGAGACAGCAGCUGUCGUUGUACAGGAACAUGACGAGGCGACCGAGGAGAUUCUGCGCCUGUGCUACUGGCGCCUGCUGCAAGACGACGAUGAGGACGUGCGUGACUUUAUGGCUGACAGCAUCUCGCGCCGUCUGGGCCGUGAGCUGGCGUGCGAUCAGGCAUGCGAGCGGCUGGUCGCCGAUUUCGCACCCCCGUCUGAUGGCCAUUUCCCGGCGACCUACGUGAGCAACCGGCUGGCAUACCUCCUGUCGCUUCCUGUAGGCCAGAUCGUCAUUGCUGCGGCCAGUGAGGCUGUGGGCCGGGCCAUCAGCCCCAACCGUGUGCUGUUCGACCAUGAGAACCCUAACAUCUACAUUGACGAGCCACGCAACAUGCAGCUGGCGUACUUCUCGCUGGUGCAGAUAUCUGCGAUCUUUGAGCACUCGCCCGAGGCGCAGGCUCUUCUAGUUUCUGGCGCUAUGUCGUGCGUCGAGGCCCUGGAUUGCGCGCGCCGCGUGCUUCUGGAGCAGAACCAAGGAUGCGGCGGCAUUCUGGGCGCAACCUCGCUGUCAGAUCUAUUUGCCCUGCUGCAGUCGUGGGUGCUGGGCGCGCGUCUGGCGUUGUUUGUCGGGUCGAGGCUAGCUGAUCGCGAGCGCUGGGCUGAAAUUAAAGUGAAGGUCUGCGGCGUGGUUGCCGCGUGGCUCGCAGCGGAGGAACUGCAGCCGGUGCAUCCGUGGAUCCUGCGCGCGCUCAGCUCUGUGCUGGAGAUGAGCCGCACUGUGGAUUCAGAUGUUGAGCUGGUUUCAAAGCAGGCGGCGACUGCUGAUCUGUUCCUUUUGACCUCGGUCUGAUGAUUUUUUGCUUUUUGUUUAUUGGAUGCUUUCAAGUAAAAAAAUAUAUAGCAUUGGUUUCUUCGGUUA
This is a messenger RNA of Kickxella alabastrina, 7245 nucleotides long. Its product is annotated as putative death-receptor fusion protein-domain-containing protein. Bases 115 to 7176 code for a protein of 2353 amino acids. The record is from RefSeq and is a predicted model, not a curated record. Gene Ontology annotation, biological process: tRNA methylation. NCBI's taxonomy places the organism in Eukaryota, Fungi, Kickxellomycota, Kickxellomycetes, Kickxellales, Kickxellaceae. The transcript has a single exon. Gene Ontology annotation, cellular component: cytosol.